This is a messenger RNA of Arabidopsis thaliana (thale cress), 2169 nucleotides long. Its product is annotated as cytochrome P450 family protein. The transcript has a single exon. The record is from RefSeq and is marked reviewed. Bases 277 to 1932 code for a protein of 551 amino acids. Lineage: Eukaryota; Viridiplantae; Streptophyta; Magnoliopsida; Brassicales; Brassicaceae.
GUCUGUACAUCAUUAAAUUGUCAUUUCUAUACUCUUCGGCCUUUUGGCAAAUCACAUUGAAUUUGAAGCAAUUUUCCUUCCGACAAUCUCUAAAUUCUUACCUAAUUAGUACUUUUGGAGACUAAUGUUCUGCUCGAGAUUCGAAACUAGGAAACUAAUAAAAAUCGGACCUGUUACUUACCAAAACUACAAAAUAAAAAUCGCACCUUUAGAAAUCGCCUUGUCACAAAUUUGAUUUCUUGCCGAUUUGUCAUCAUCUUCUUCAGAUUUCUUCAAAUGCCGAAGAAAGUAGUGAUUCCGUCUCUGGCGAUGAGUCCUCUACAUCAAUGGAGAUUAAGUGCGCUAACAUCUCUCGUCUUCUUCCUCAUAGUUGUUGUCUGGAGCAUUGACAGUUGUUCAAUCAGAAGCUUCAUCAAAUCAUGGAGAUUCAACUCUUACUCUAUACGACUCACUUCUCCUCCUUCUCUGGAUCUGGAUCCGACCCGAGUAAAGCUUGCCUGGAUCUCCGUCGAGCAAGAGCAGAACUUCACAGCGAAUGUACUCAAAAACUGGUUAGCUCCGGGUGGAGAGAAGUGCAGAGAAGCAAACACCGUUGAGAUUUCUGUUCCGGGAAUCGAAGGGAAGGGUUUAGUAGAGUUAACGGCUGGUGAGAUUCACGAAUUCAGAUUUCAUUCUCUAGAUGAUUCUGGGGAACGAGUUUGUAUCGGUGGAGAUUACUUCGAGACUGAUCUUUCCGGUGAAAACUGGAAAUCAAGACCACCGGUGAAAGAUUUAGGAAACGGAACUUACUCUUUAUCUCUUCAGAUUCAUCCUGAUUUCGCCGGAGAUUAUGAUCUCACCGUUGUUUUACUCUUCCGUCGCUUCCAAGGUCUUAAACUUAGCCCUGCACGCUUCGCAUUCAACAGAACGCUACGAAAUUUCAAACUACGGUUUAUCAAGAAACCUCACGUUGUUUUACCGGAGCUCCGGAGAUGUGAAUUGUCCGAUUUCGACAGAGAUGUUUGGUCUGGCCGGUGGAUUAGGCUUGGUAAGAACGACGAGUGUGAAAUCAGCAAUGAUGGACGUUACCGUUGCUUACCAGAUGGUUACCGUUGCCGGGAACCAUGGUGCGACGGAGCUUUAUCGGCGUUAGAAAGCAAUGGUUGGGUUUACUCGAGUCAUUGCUCGUUUAAGCUAUUCUCUAGUGAAUCAGCUUGGGAUUGUUUGAAGAACAAAUGGAUUUUCUUCUGGGGUGACUCUAAUCAUGUUGAUUCGAUCAGAAACUUGUUGAACUUUGUCUUGGGUCAUCCGGAGAUUGGUGCUGUUCCUAGGAGGUUUGAUUUGAAGUUCUCGAAUCCGAAGAACUCAUCGGAAACAGUUAGGAUCACGAGUAUCUUCAAUGGACAUUGGAACGAGACUCAAAACUAUCUAGGUCUUGAUUCACUUGAAGAUGAUAGCUUUAGAGAAUUGCUUAAAAGCUAUUUCGUCGAAGAGACCGGUGUACCGGACGUGAUGAUCGUUAACUCGGGUCUACACGACGGUAUUCACUGGUCUAACCUUAGAGCAUUUACGAAAGGAGCAGAAACCGCGGCUGCGUUCUGGAGGAACGUUUUCGACUCGGUGAAAGCCCGGGGAUUGCGACCUCCGAAAGUGAUUUUCAGGAACACGAUAGCGACGGGCGGUUACGCGAGGAAGCUUGCGUUUAACCCGAGCAAGAUGGAAGUGUACAAUGGGGUGUUUUUAGAGAAAAUGAAGGGGUUAGGAUUGGUCUCAAGUGUGAUUGAUAACUUUGACAUGACGUAUCCGUGGCAUUUUGAUAACCGGUGUAACGAUGGCGUUCACUAUGGAAGACCUCCGGCGAAAGUGCGGUGGAUAGACGGCGAGAUUGGGCAUCAGUACUUUGUUGAUCUCAUGCUUGUUCAUGUCUUGUUAAAUGCAGUUUGUCUACGUUAGAGUAGAGGCUAGAGAGAGCUGCUUUAAAUUUAAGUUUGGUUUAGGACUUAGGAAGAUUCUUUUAUUUGUCUCGUGUAGACUUUUCUUGAUUAUGUUAGCCUUAAAAUUCGGUAUUUAGUCACAAGCUGAAGACAAAUAAAUCGUCAUCUUUCUUUCAUUGACAAAUCAUCCGAUUACGCAUUGUUUUCUCUUUUCAAAACUUGGUCAUUCAAAUAAAAAAAAUUAUAAUUCCAUUUG